Molecule: messenger RNA, 3125 nt
Organism: Cloeon dipterum
Lineage: Eukaryota; Metazoa; Arthropoda; Insecta; Ephemeroptera; Baetidae
Product: basic salivary proline-rich protein 1-like
Exons: 7
Coding region: 350-2317 (655 amino acids)
Source: RefSeq, a predicted model, not a curated record
UUUUUAAAGCAAAACAAAAUAACUGGUACAAAUGCUUGGUGAUCUGUUAGCUAUUUGCACCAACUUUUAAAUGUAAAUAUUCCGCUCCGGCAACGUUGUUCCUUUAAGUUAGUGCGUCUGCCUUGCUUUUGUAGCCGAUAUCAGACUCAGACAGGCACACAAGCAGAAGCAGACGCAUUAAAUCGUCUUUUCAGCGGUGUGCCGUGCACGGAAGUUUAUAGUUAAAUUAUUAUCAGAACUUAACACAUUUCUGAGUCGAGGUUUGGAUUUUCUGCACUUAUCCCCACGGCUAGUUUGACCAAGUCAUUUUAAUUUCGCUAUCGAAGCGUUUUUUAAGCGAUUUAGCACAAUGUCAGUGGCCUAUGUGCAGCGAAACCGGCCUCAGCCAAGCACCCAACAAAUACAGAAGUUGUUGGACGAAAAUAGUCAAUUGAUCCAGACGAUUCAGGAAUACCAAAACAAAGGAAAAGGGCAAGAAUGCAUGCAAUUUCAACAGAUGCUACACCGAAAUCUCGUGUAUCUAGCCUCCAUGGCAGAUUCCAAUCAAAACAUACACACUCUUCUGCCGGCUCCUGGAACAAUGGCAUCAAGUGGACAAGCACCACCAAAUCAGCAACCUGGUGGUCCUCCUGACAUGAAUGCUUCAUACAAUGGGCCGCAGCAGGGUCCCCAGCAUGGACCUCAUGGACAGAAUCCCCAACAGGGGCCUCCCACACCGCAGCCAGGUGGCUACCGCGGACCGCCGCCUCCCCAGCAGCAACCAAUGCCUCCUAAUCAACCCCAACAAAGACCAGGCCCAGGACAGCCCUACAGACCUGGUCCUCAAGGUUAUCCUCCUCAACCUCCACAUCAGUAUGGUCCGCAGUAUGGUCCUCAACCAGGAGCUCAGAACUAUCCCCCAAAUCAGCAAGGCCCUCCAGGAAACUACCCUCCGCCAUCUCAGCAGCAGAUGCCUCCAUCUCAGCCACAUCCCCAAGGUCCUCCUCAGUCGCACAAUCAAAUGCCAACCCCCUCACAAGCACCUCCUCAGCCCAAUCCUCAACAUUCUGGUGGUCCUCCAAGCCAGCCAUCUACCCCCCAGCCUAGUGGUCCGUCAGCCACUCCCCCACAGCAAAAUCAGCCACCCCAACAACAGCAGCAGCAGCAGCAACAACAACAACAACCACAGCAGCAGCAACAACAACAACAACAGCCUUCCCAACAGCAGCAGCAGCAGCAACCCCCUCAGCAACCGCAACCACCCCAAUCACAACAGCAGCAGCAGCAACAACCCCCGCAUCAGCAGCCUCCGCCUCAGCAGCAGUCGCAACCUUCAGGCCCGCCCCAGCAAAAUUAUCCUCCUUCAGGCGGUCCUCCGGCCUCGCAAGGACCGCCAGGUCCACAGAAUUACCAGGGUGGUCCUCCACCUUCAAAUUACGGUCCUCCCCCUCCUAACCAGGGCGGCUCGCCGUACCCGCCUGGCGCCGGACCGUAUGGUGGGGGCGGCGGCCCAGGCCAACCCCGCUAUGAGCAAAACCCAUCUCAGACGCCACCGUCGUCCAACACUCCGCCCACCGGCCAGUACCCGCCUCCUCCACAGGGACCCGCGGGGCAGCAGCCACAGCAGGCACCACCUCCUCAGCCACCGCAGCAGCAACAGCAGCAGCAGCCGUACACACCGACCACCUCGCAGGGCCCGGGCUACCCGCCCCCAUCGCAAGGACCGCCUCCCUCCCAGGCUGGCCCUGCAGGCAGUCAGGCGCCAGGCAGCCCUGCCCCAUACCAGCAAGGGCCGCCCCCGCAGGCGCAGCCCUACCCACCUUACGGUGGCCAGAGCCCAUAUCACGGCUACCAAGGCUACCAGGGUCAAGGUGGCUACGGAUACCAGCAAGGCCAGUAUCCGCAGGGACAGUACCCGCCAUAUCCACCGAACGCAAACGCUGCGGGAUACAACCAACCCCCGCAGCAACCAGGUCAAAGUUACGCUCCUCCCAGCAACGGUCCACCACAACAGGGCACACCGAAUCAGCCGCCAUCGUCGCAAGCCCCAGGAGCAACCCCUUACGCACCACCGCCUGCCAACCAGCCAUACGCCCCACCCGCCCAAGGCGGGCCUGCAGGCUACGGACCUCCACAGGGUCCGGGACAGUACUCGCAGUACGGCCAGCCACCCCAGGGAUAUCCCCCGCAGGGACCUCCUCCGGCAGGCUACCCACCGCAGCAGUACAGCCGACCUCCUCCUGGGGGCCCGCAACAGCCGCCCCCGGCGGGAGCACCACCCCAGGGACAGUAUUACGAUCAAACUAGGUUCCAGGGCUACCAGCCACCUCCUCAGUAAGGACGCUUGCUUGCGGUUGACGACGCUGAACAUUCCGAAUGUAGCUUUUCGUUUUAGUGGUGAUAUAUUUUUGUGUUGUACAUUACUAAAAUUUCUUAAAUGCACAUGACAGACAAAGUAACUUUUGUUUCACAAUGUUAAUUGCGUCGCUCUUUGUUUUACCUUCCUUUUUUUCGUGUAGAUAAUUAAUAACACUGCUUUUAUUUUUAAAGCAACUUAAAUUGAUACAAUAUUAUGUGUUGACUCUAUUUUUUUAUCCUUUGACCUCUCAGUCUUAAACCGGGAAUGAACUUAAUUGCUUGUAACUUUGCUGUGAGCUCCCACUGCACAACUGGAAAGAAAACAGUGCUCAUGCUGCAAAGAUGCCCAGCUCAUUCUAGGGCCAGAAGGUUUUGAACCUAUUAGACACGUCUCAUUGACAGUAAAAGGAUUCUUACCAUGCUAAAAUAAACAGUUCCAGUGAUUUUGAGAGCUAUUAGCCACAAGCUUUCGAGAUGACAAUUUCUGAUAUAUGUAGUCAAUCAACAUUCGUCAAGUCAACUGAUAAUCAGUUAAUCAGAAGAUGUUUCAAAGUUCAUGACUUAGUAGUAAGUGUGAUUUUAUUAUUGUGACUCAGAGAGAUUUUCAAGACAGAAUAGUCUUGGCGUACUUAUAUCUUGUAUGUCUGGUGCAGGUACGGUUUUCCUGGCACUUAAUCCUCAACGAUUGAUAUUAUGUGCCCAGUAGUUAGGCUGCGUCAAGUUUAGAAUUCAGCUGUAUUUUGUAAUCAAUAAAUGCAUCUUUGUUGUAUUGAUGUAAAUCUCAGAAA